AUGAGCAGCGCAGUAGAAGACAGGGAGAAGCCCCACGAUGAGACGCGCGACCAUGCCGACGGCACCGAUGCCGACGAUGCCAACGAGGAGGAAGAGAUCUCUGCCAUGAAGCGGCGGGUGGCCGAGAUGGAGGCCGAGGCAGCUAAGCUCCGCGAAAUGCAGGCGUCUCUCGACCAGGCGCGCGCCGAUCUGACAGAGGACAAGGAGGAGGUGGACAGCCGCAGCAUCUUUGUUGGCAACGUCGACUACUCCACCUCGCCCGAGGAGUUGCAGGCCCACUUCCAGAGCUGCGGCUCCAUCAACCGCGUUACUAUUCUCCUGGACAAAUUCACCGGCCAGCCCAAGGGCUAUGCCUACGUUGAGUUUGCCGAGCCCUCUCUCGUCGCCCAGGCGCUAGUUCUCAAUGACUCUGUCUUCAAGGGUCGCAACAUCAAGGUUGCCCCCAAGCGCACCAACAUUCCCGGCAUGUCGCGUGGCCGUGGAGGCUUCCGUGGCGGGUAUCGUGGCGUCCCCCGCGGUGGUUACUAUGGCGGUCCCGGCAGAGGCGGCUACCAUCCCAGCUAUGCUCCGUUCCCUCGGGGCGGCUACCGUGGUGGCUAUCGCGGACGGGGACGCGGGGGCUAUGCACCGUAUUAG
Messenger RNA from Thermochaetoides thermophila DSM 1495, 636 nucleotides. RefSeq names its product putative poly(A) binding protein. The transcript is spliced from 3 exons. Gene Ontology annotation, molecular function: RNA binding. The record is from RefSeq and is a predicted model, not a curated record. Bases 1 to 636 code for a protein of 211 amino acids. NCBI's taxonomy places the organism in Eukaryota, Fungi, Ascomycota, Sordariomycetes, Sordariales, Chaetomiaceae.